UUGGCGGGAGAACGAUGUGGCUGAUGGCGCGGAAAUGGAUGAUUUAUUUGCAGAUUUUUACAUACAGCUUUGCGCUAGAGCGUUAUGUUGCUACAAGGUAUUCCUCUGUCAUAUUAUAUGGAUACAGAGAUGGAUCUAUUUCAGACCUAACUUCAGUCGGUUGGUGGUAUACUUAUCGCGAUGGGAGCCUUCGUUUUGUGCACCACGAUGUUCCAUUUAACUUCAUUAAAAUAUCUACGUUUUUUGAAAAUCGAGUGAAUUACAACAAAGAGAACACCUCUAUUGAGUUUUUGAAAGUAGAUCUAUCUGACGCUGGAGUUUAUGAUGUAUUCAUAAAACACAAAAAAGACUUACACUCCAAUAAUUACUUGCGUUGUGUCGUGGAGGUACAUGAUAUUUUGCCACAUCCAUUGAUAAUUCAAGAUACCUUCCUUGAACUGAAUUUUGUUGUCCUUAAUUGUCUUGUGGAAAGUGGGAAAUUAACUACAGUGUUGUGGCUUAAAGAAGGUAACGCAAUACAAAGUGAUGAAACUCACAAAAUAUUGAAUGGCAACAGAACGCUAAUAGUUAACACUCAGCUGAUUAGCUGUGCAUUGUAUACAUGUGUAAUCAGAGGCAUUUUGCAGGAGAAGAGGAGCUCCCAUUUGUUCACCUAUGAUGGAAUGCUGUUACUCCAUGAAUUCUCUUUCAUGUCUUCUGUCAUGGCUCUGGUUAGCACAACAACAUCUUUUGCAGUAGGUGCUUUCAUAAUCUGCUUUGCUGUGAAGAAUUACAAAGGUCACAAGCAACAUUUGAACCUCACUGCUCUUUUUAUAUUCUUCCAAAUUCUCGCCUUUGCCUUUCUAUUGACUGCAGCCCUGAUGUGUAUGUGUAAUUCAGCAUACCCUGUAGCGUACAGACUUAUUGAAGGCUUUGGACUUGUCUUCGCUUCUGCAGCAAUCAUUUACAUGAUAGCUUUAUACGUGCGAGCUGAAAUUCAAUUGAAAAGUUCAUUUUUGACAAAGAGAAAUUAUCGUCUUGUUUUUUGGGUGUAUGGAAUCUUCUCAAUGAUCAUUUCAGUUGUACCAAUUCAUAGAGGCCAAAAAAACAUUACAGAAUGCCAAAUUCCUGUGAAUCAUAUUUUGGGAACUGUUGCAGCUACAGUCGUGAUUUAUGUGUUUAUUCUAGGGAUAUCAUUUAUCUUGUCUUUAAAAUACAGUAAGUGCAUGGAUGAGCUAAGACAGAGAUGCAGUCGGACAGUGUUACCAAGGUCUUGGAAGUGGAACAGAUGGAUCACCAGAAGCAUGUGUCGGUAAAAUAAUACUAAGUUGCAAACAGUCUGCUUCAAGCUCAGACGUAACUGGGGAAAUGACUGGAGCCUGGAUUGUGAUUAGGGAACAGAGUUGUGACAACUUCUGUUUUCCCAAAAUUGGUCAGGAAAUGUUUACUUAGCCAGUGCUAGAUUGAAACAGUAUGAACAUAUAGAGGCAGUUAAAAUGUUGAGAGAUGGAGUGGUUAGAUUGAGUUGGAUGACCUUUUAGUUGAUGCUGCAAAAUAGGAGGGCAUCAGGGAUAGAUCCUGGGGACGCCAGAAGUAACAGUGUACUAGGGGGAAAAUAAGUAAUUGCAAAUGGGAAAUCAAUGAGCGGCUUUACUGUAACAGGCAAAGGUGACACUAACGGUAUAAGGAAUUUUGCUACAGAAGUUUUACAGUAGUUAAAAUUAGCUGCAGUAACAAGUUGCAAUAAUAAGGGUCACAGUGACUGGGAACGCUCCAGUAACAGAAGGAACUUAGUAAAAGAGAAGGUUUAAGUAAUGGAAGGUUUACAGUAACAGAUUUACAGCAAUAAAACAGUUGCAGUUAAAGGAGAGGAAGUUCCAUGAUUUUGACUCCAACAGUGAAGGAACAGCAAUAUAAUUCCAAAUCAGAACGGUAUGAGACCUGGACAAAAACUUAACUCAUGGUGUUCCCAUACACCACCUGUCCUUGUCUUUCAAGUUGAUAGUGGUUGAGAGUUUGGAACAUGCUUUCAAAGGAGCUUUGACAAGUUCUGCAUUACAUCUUGUAGGUGGUGCACAUUGCUAUCACUGUGUCAGUGGUAAAGAGUUGAGAAUGAUGGAUAGGAUGAUGCAAAUUUUACCAGAGACACUGCCUCCUGUUCAAAUCUGUACUUUUUUUCUUCCCCCAUCUAUAGUCUCCACUCUUCAGAAAAGAAACCCAUCCUACUUACAGGCUCUCUUAUUAAGUAAUCACCCCUGUACUGUUUGCCCAAAGUGAUCUUCAGUCCUUUCCUUCAGAAACUCUGCCCUUCUCACAGCCUAGAUGUAUCUUUCUUCAGGGCUCACUGAGUUAUAUAUGGGAGUAUUUACCAAGAGGUCUGUGGGAGCAGAAAAUGGAUCCACAUUUGUUUUAGUUUGGACAGAAUCUGUCAGAGUGAGGGAAUGAGAGACAAAGUGAGAACAAUAGGAGGUAGAAAAUGUGAAAACACAGGAGUGGAAAUGCUGAGGGUAGUAGGUGAGGUGUUCAAGUAAAGGUGUCGGAGGAGGGAUCUGGGUGAGGAAAUGGAAAUGAGUAUGAGAGGGAGAUGCAGGAAGGAACUGUGCCUGUCAUUCUCAAGUGGGAACGUGUGAUUAAUCAUGCUGGCAUGGAUAUGCUGUGUUGCCUCCAACAUCCCUGUUGGGUAUGUUAUAAUCUGUUUUCCAGUGUGACUCCCCAUGCUUGGGUGAGUACUUUCGUAGCUUUCUGCAGAAAUUGUGUGAUUGAUCACAAGACAGCAGCCAACAUAAAUGGAUUUGCCCCACAUCUCACUGCCACCUGCCUAGAUUUGGGUAUUUCUACUAACAUUGGAGAAGAAAUUAGUCAUUUAUUUGUCUGUUUCCUCAACUCAUGCCCUGGAAAACUGCUUUAAUUUUUUCUAGAAUGCUAAGGAAUGAUCUUCCUCGUGUCACGUCAACACUAAGUCACCACUUACUGCUACUGCUGAGUAUAUUGUUUCUGACAGUUAAUCCAUUGUUCUUCAGGCUGUUUACAUGUAUAGAAUAUAUCAUUAGGAACUGUGACAAAAGUGGUUGUUUUAUUGUACUUCACCAUUGUCAAUUCAUGGUUACUUGUGUGUUUGAGACAACUGAAUUUCAACUGUGUAUCUUACAUUCUCUGAAUUGUAGUAUAAAGAAUUGAACCCGCCUGUGACAUGCUGAGAUGUUGUAUAUCACAGGAAGUAAUGCAAUGUCAUAUUCUUUCUGAUUUCAUGGCAAGAUGAAACCAUUGUAAA
Molecule: messenger RNA, 3250 nt
Organism: Rhincodon typus (whale shark)
Lineage: Eukaryota; Metazoa; Chordata; Chondrichthyes; Orectolobiformes; Rhincodontidae
Exons: 9
Coding region: 15-1295 (426 amino acids)
Source: RefSeq, a predicted model, not a curated record